AUGGAGCAGAAAAGCAGAGUGGUGAUCGUGGGCGCAGGCCCCGCAGGCUUAGCAACCUCGGCAUGCCUAAACCUCCAAAACAUAGCCAACAUUGUGCUGGAGCGAGAAGACUGCGCCGCCUCGCUGUGGCGGAAGAGAGCCUACGAGCGGCUGAAGCUCCACCUGGCCAAGGAGUUCUGCCAGCUCCCCCACAUGCCCUUCCCGUCCAAUUCCCCGACCUUCAUCCCCAGAAACGCCUUCAUCCGCUACCUCGACGACUACGUGGCCCGCUUCGGGGUCAGCCCACUCUGCUGCCGCAGCGUCGUGUCCGCUUCGCUCCAGAGCGGGAAAUGGGUCGUGGUGGCCCGGAACGGCCGCUCCGGGGCCACGGAGAGGUACGUGGCGGAGUUCCUCGUGGUGGCCACGGGGGAGAACAGCGAGGGUUUUAUCCCGCCGCUGCAAGGGCUCCACUCCUUCAAAGGGGAGGUGCUGCAUUCCAGCAUGUACGAGAAUGGGGAGAGGUUCCAGGAGAGGGAGGUGCUGGUGGUCGGAAGCGGGAAUUCCGGCAUGGAGAUCGCGCUCGAUUUGGCCAACUGGGGUGCCCGGACGUCGGUCGUCAUUCGGAGUCCGGUGCACGUGCUUAGUGAGAAUUUGGUAAGGUUGGGCAUGACAUUACUUUCGUAUCUGCCGCUGAAUCUGGUGGAUAACCUGGUAGUGUUUCUAGGUAAUAUGAAACAUGGUAAUCUUUCCAAAUAUGGCAUUCGGAGGCCCAAGGAGGGGCCUUUCUUUCUAAAAAUGGCAACUGGGAGAUCCGCCGUCAUCGAUGUCGGAACCAUCGCCAAAAUUAAAGCAGGAGAAAUCCAAGUGUUCCCAUCCAUCAAGAUGGUGGAAGGAAACCAAGUUACGUUCAGUGACGGGCGCACUCAAAGCUUCGACGCCAUCGUUUUCGCCACUGGUUACAAGAGCACCGUCAGGACAUGGCUGCAGGAUGAUGAGGGAGGGGUUUUUGGUGAAGAUGGAAUGCCGAAGGAGAAACCUCCAAAUCAUUGGAAAGGAGAAAACGGUGUUUACUGUGCUGGAUUUGCGAGGGCAGGGCUGGCUGGCAUUGCUAAGGAUGCCAAGGCUAUAUCGCAGGAUAUCAACGCCAUUUUAUCCCAACCACACACAAAUUAG
Molecule: messenger RNA, 1152 nt
Organism: Salvia miltiorrhiza (redroot sage)
Lineage: Eukaryota; Viridiplantae; Streptophyta; Magnoliopsida; Lamiales; Lamiaceae
Product: probable indole-3-pyruvate monooxygenase YUCCA11
Exons: 4
Coding region: 1-1152 (383 amino acids)
Molecular function (GO): flavin adenine dinucleotide binding; NADP binding; N,N-dimethylaniline monooxygenase activity
Source: RefSeq, a predicted model, not a curated record